This is a messenger RNA of Naegleria lovaniensis, 3291 nucleotides long. RefSeq lists its product as uncharacterized. Gene Ontology annotation, cellular component: heterotrimeric G-protein complex. Bases 1 to 3291 code for a protein of 1096 amino acids. Gene Ontology annotation, biological process: adenylate cyclase-modulating G protein-coupled receptor signaling pathway. The transcript is spliced from 6 exons. The record is from RefSeq and is a predicted model, not a curated record. Lineage: Eukaryota; Heterolobosea; Eutetramitea; Acrasida; Naegleriidae. Gene Ontology annotation, molecular function: G protein-coupled receptor binding; GTPase activity; guanyl nucleotide binding.
AUGGGUGUCAAGCUGUCACAUCAACAAAAUGCUGCUUUGCUUUACCCGAACUUAUCAGCUAGAGUCAACCAGAACACAACACCCAAUGAUCCACUGGAGCCUGUCAAGAAGCCCACCAAAAUAGUGUUGCUGGGAACAGGAGAAGGAGGAAAAUCAACGACUUUCAAAGCUCUCAAGUAUUGGUAUCCUCCAAAACGAAAAUUCAUUGUUUCCAACAACAACAACAACAGUAACAACAACCCAAUGAAUACUUCCAUCGGAAGCUCUUCUACUCCCUCGUCCACCUCUCCAGUUUCAUCAUUCAAUACGAAUAAUUUUAAUGCUACCAAUAGUAGUACAACAACAACCAUGACGAACCUAGCAACAGCAACCGGCACUAGUACAGCAACCAUGACGACAACCACAACCAAUAAUCUCUCAUCAUCUUCCAAUGGAGGCAAUAGUAAUACAUCAUCACCCCUAACGAGUGUAGCUGGAGGCGGCAUGAUGGCAUCCUCAUUGCCCAGCAGUAAUAGCCAUCUCAGUCAUUUGAACGGAAGUAUGGCUUCAUUGUCUUCUCCAUCCAUGACAUCCACCAUGAUCAGUGUAACUCCGCAUCAACAACAAUUUCUUGCACCACAACAACAACAAAUGCAAUCAUCCAUGGGAUAUCCUACACUGGUAUCAUCAUCCUAUUCAGGCUCAUCAAGCCAUAUGGCAAGCUCAAGCUUUGGUUUAUUCUCAUCAUCGGCAUCCUUUGAUCGAGGAGGCUCAUCAUCCAAUCUUCCUCCCAAAUCGCCGAGAGCAGCCAACUUUAGUUUCGAUCAUUCAUUUCAUCUAUUGGGAGCAAAUGGAAGCACCCAAGCCUCAUCUUCAUCAUCAUCCGAUUUAUCAUCAGGUUUCAAUAAUUGUAUAAUAUACGAAGAGUCAUUGAAAGAUAGUAUUGAUUUGCGAGAGGAUUUUACAACAAGUUUUAAAAGUCCCGAAGUUCGUCGAGAGUAUGUGAGUGUCAUCCACAGAAAUGUCAUUUUGGCCAUGUUUUCUUUGGUGGAUGGAAGUAUUAAUCAUUUCAGAAAUAUUCCAUACGAUCAAUUGGAUACUGUCAGUGAUUAUUAUCUCAUAGAUUGUCUUGAUACCAUCAUGGAUAGUGUGUCUACCAUGACACCAGAUUGGCAUUUAACAAAACAAGUCGCAGAAAAAAUUAAAUAUUUGUGGAAUGAAGUUCCUCAAAUUGUGGAGACCUAUAACAGAGGUCAUGAAUUGUGUUUCGAACACAUGGAAAGCGCUCGACAUUGGUUUACCUCCCUCGAUAGAAUCACUGAUCCAAAUUAUGUUCCCACAAUGAGUGACAUUCUAAGAGUGAGAGUACGAACGACGGGAAUUGUCGAAACCAUGCUUCAUUUUCCUAUCAAGAUUAAGAAAACAACUUCAUAUUAUUAUUAUAAUUGUGAAAAUGAAAAGGUUCGACUGGAUGUUGAACGAUCCAGUCAUUCUUCAGACAUGCUACACGCCAACCAAUCAUUUGAUGGUUCCAUGAGCAUUGAUGCAUAUUCAAGUUUUAAAGAAAUGGAGAAGAAAAAGAAAGAUUAUGUUGUGUCUUAUACGAUACAAGACAGAUUUCAAGAUACCAAGUUUACUCUCGAUUUAGAUGAUAUUUUACCUCAGAAUAUGGAGCCCAUUAUUGAAAACAAGCUUGUCAAAGAUUCGGAGGAAGGUUCAAAAACAUAUAUCAUGCACAAACCAAUCAAAGUAGUUUUGAUGGGUUCACAACGAAGUGAAAGAAGAAAAUGGAUUCACAGCUUUGACGAUGUUAGUGCAGUCUUUUUCGUUGUUGCUCUCUCUGAAUUCAAUCAAGUUCUCUACGAAGACAGAAGAUCCAAUAGAAUGCUAGAAAGCCUUCUUGUAUUUAAUGAAAUUGUAAAUUCUACCUAUUUUGCCGAUGUGCCUGUAUUUUUAAUAUUCAACAAGUAUGAUGUAUUCUUAGAAAAAUUACAAAAAUAUGAUUUAUCUAUAGCUUUUGGAAAGGAAGUUCCAGAUGACUUAAAAUUGAAUGCUAAUAAUCCAUUUUACCAAUUUGCCAGUAAUUUCAUUCAGGAGAGGUUGAGCAAUCAUAAGAAACAACUCGAGGCAGAAACUGAAGAUUUACCUUUUGAUAAAUUUAUUGAAACCUCAACUGAAGUUCGAAGAAACAAACGAUCUCUCUCCUAUGAAAUAAGAAAUGGAAAUGAUGACGUCGUAGAUACUGACGAUUUUGUUCUCUCUCAAAAGGAGGAAAAGAAUAUUUUCGAUGACUUAAUUUCAAAAGAAGAGAGAAAGCUUUUGAAAAAGGCUCUUCAACAGCAAAACAAAAAGAAGCCUUCACUGUUUGGUUUUUUAACACCUCGAUCAAGAAGAGAAAUCGACGAGUCGAAUAUUCAUCAUAUUCAACAAGCUUCAAAUUCACGACAAAACGUCAUAUCUCCACAAAAGAGAAAAAAGAAGAAGGAUGAAGCUCCAAGAACUCUUUCUAUUCUUGAUCAAGCCAUUGAAGAAGAAAGUAAGGCAUCCUGUAGCUCGCUGAGUACCAUGAAUCGAAAUGCAAAACGCCUCUCAGACGACAAUUUAUUAAGACAAAUUAUGAGUCAGACUUACUCCAAUGUUCAUGUCAGAGGAAUGCAACAACUUACAAGUAACAAUAUUGGAGCAGAUUGUGAUGACGAUACUGAAAAUGAUGUUUUAGAUGAUGAUGCAGAAUGGACAUAUUGUGAAGAAGUAGAUAUUCACAAAAUUCCAGAUCUUCCAAAAGAUGCCUUAAUUUAUGUGUGCAUGUUUUUGGAAGCUCGUGAAUUGUGUGCUCUCAGCGAAGUGAAUUAUGAGUUUUAUAAGAUUGCCACAAGUGAUCUCGUCUGGAGAAGUUUAUGUCUACGAUAUCAAUCAGAUAUUGAUGAAAACAUUGUCAUUUCCAAAUAUGCUCUCUACAUUCAACAAGAAAAUCGUGCUCAACAAGUAUUGGACAAAAUUAAUUACUCGGACUGGAAAUUGUCAAACACACGAACAGCUGGAGAUGACCAGAGCCAAAUCACGACGAACGACAUUACAAGGUCCAACCGUAGGAUAUUUUUGAAAGGAGUCUACAAGUAUUGGUUUGAAUUUGGACAAUCAUUCAUCAAACGAAACAUUGAUUUCAUUGUCAAUAAGUUUAUGGAGCAAACGAAUCGAAAAGACAUCCGAGUUCACAUUACCACAGCAAUUGAUUUGGAUUCAUUGAAGCCUAUCAUGGAUAACACUUUUUACAGAAUUAUCAAACACGUUGCGGACCAACACAAAGAUUAG